CUACCUUUCUGGAGAGUAACAACAAACCAUAGCGAGAUAGGAAAAUAAAGAAAACACCCCAAAAUAACCAAAUAUUUAUAGUUUCGCCGCUAAGUUUCAAUUUCUUAACAUUUAACACCCUGAAAGAGUAGUGAUUUUGUGAAAGCCGCCAUGUGUGGAGGAGCUAUAAUCUCCGAUUUCAUUCCGCCGCCGAGUUCCCGCCGCGUCACCAGCGAAUUUCUCUGGCCGGAUCUGAAAAAUAAGGGAAAAGCUUCGAAGAAGAGAUCGAAGAAGCGGUCCGAUUUCUUCGAUUUGGACGAUGAAUUCGAGGCUGAUUUCCAAGGGUUUAAGGAUGAUUCUUCUUUUGACUGCGAAGAUGAUUUCGAUGUCGAUGAUGAUGUGAUGCCCUUUGUCUUCACCGCAGCUACCAAACCCGUGGCUUCCGCUGCCGCCUUCGCCUCCGCUGGUUCAGUUUCUGGCAAGAAAACUGUAGAGUGCGAUGUGCAAGCUGAUAAAUCUGCCAAGAGGAAGAGAAAGAAUCAGUACAGGGGGAUUAGGCAGCGUCCUUGGGGAAAAUGGGCUGCUGAGAUCCGUGAUCCGAGAAAAGGCUCUCGGGAAUGGCUUGGAACAUUCGACACAGCUGAGGAAGCAGCAAGAGCUUAUGACGCAGCUGCACGCAGAAUCCGUGGCACUAAAGCUAAGGUGAAUUUUCCAGAGGAGAAGAAGAUCCCUAGCGUCUCUCAGAAACGCCCUGCUGCUAAGACCAGUAAUCUUAAGAAGCCAGUGGCCAAACCAACCCAAAGUCCAGCUUUUGUUCAGCCGCCAACACAUCUGAGUCAGUACUGUAACAGCUCCUUUGACAACAUGGGACAAAACUCCUUUGGUGAUAUGAGUUUCAUGGAAGAGAAGCCUCAGAUGUACAACAACAAUCAGUUUGGGCUAUCAAACUCGUUUGAUGCUGGGGGUAACAAUGGAUACCAGUAUUUCAGUUCUGAUCAGGGAAGUAACUCAUUCGACUGCUCUGAGUUCGGCUGGAGCGAUCAUGGCCCCAAGACACCCGAGAUCUCUUCAAUGCUAGUCAAUAAUAACCAAGCUCCGUUCACUGAUGAAACCAAUGCAGCCAAGAAGCUCAAAACCAACUCUGAUGAUCUGAUGGUAUACCUUGACAACGCCUUAUGGGAGUCUCCAUUAGAAGUGGAAGAUAUGCUCGGCGCAGAUGCUGGCCCUGUGACUCAGGAAGAGGAAAACCCAAUGGACCUAUGGAGCUUAGAUGAGAUCAAUUCCAUGCUGGAAGGAGUCUUCUGAAUUGCUUGAUGGGUUGUCUAGUUUGUAUAUAAAAGCUGUGUGUUGGAUUUUGCUGUUGGGGGGAGAUGGUACAAGUCACACCUGGAGCUUGUUGAAUUGAAGUCUCUUUAAAUUUUCUGAAAUAAAAGGAGUGAUGAAGUAAAUAGAGGGUAUAAUUUCUAUGUAAUGAGUCUUCUUCCUUCAUUUUUGUCCAUCUUUUUUUUCUUAAGACAGUCUUUUAAUCCUUCGAGCACUCUUUUUAAUCUUCGUUUAUAGCUUAUCUGUCACCCCUCGAAACUUCGAAAGUGUUUUGUUUUGUACCCCCAAAACUUAUUUAACAUUUUAAUAUAAUAUUUGGAACCUC
Eutrema salsugineum is the source of this 1627-nucleotide messenger RNA. RefSeq names its product ethylene-responsive transcription factor RAP2-2. Gene Ontology annotation, biological process: ethylene-activated signaling pathway; regulation of DNA-templated transcription. Gene Ontology annotation, molecular function: DNA-binding transcription factor activity; DNA binding. The record is from RefSeq and is a predicted model, not a curated record. Lineage: Eukaryota; Viridiplantae; Streptophyta; Magnoliopsida; Brassicales; Brassicaceae. The coding region runs from base 151 to 1284 and encodes 377 amino acids. The transcript is spliced from 3 exons.